This is a messenger RNA of Phragmites australis (common reed), 1877 nucleotides long. RefSeq lists its product as uncharacterized. The transcript has 13 exons. Gene Ontology annotation, cellular component: endoplasmic reticulum; COPII-coated ER to Golgi transport vesicle. The coding region runs from base 155 to 1315 and encodes 386 amino acids. NCBI's taxonomy places the organism in Eukaryota, Viridiplantae, Streptophyta, Magnoliopsida, Poales, Poaceae. The record is from RefSeq and is a predicted model, not a curated record.
AGCGAAUGCGAGGCCCACUCAGCACAAGCGAUAUACUCCAUGGUCCAUUCCCGUUCCGAUCGAAAAAUAAAGCGAAAAUAGGAAGGAGUAGCGACGGCCUCGUCCUCCCCGAUUCCGCAACCCAGGCAGGCAGUCCCCCGAGAUCCCGUCAGCCAUGGACGGGCUCCUGUCCAAGCUCCGCAGCCUGGAUGCCCACCCCAAGGUGAACGAGGACUUCUACAGCCGCACCCUCUCCGGCGGCAUCAUCACGCUCGCCUCCUCCGUCGUCAUGCUCCUCCUCUUCGUCUCCGAGCUGCGAUUAUAUCUUCAUGCAGUUACGGAGACAACACUAAGGGUUGAUACCUCAAGGGGAGAAAAACUUCGCAUAAAUUUUGAUGUCACCUUUCCAGCCCUUCAGUGUUCUAUAAUUAGCCUUGAUGCAAUGGACAUCAGUGGACUAGAGCACCUUGAUGUGAAACAUGAUAUAUUCAAGCAGCGAAUUGAUGCCCAUGGCAAUGUUAUUGCAACCAAGCAAGAUGCAGUUGGUGGUAUGAAGAUGGAAAAGCCCUUACAACAUCAUGGUGGAAGACUUGAACACAAUGAGACCUAUUGUGGCUCUUGUUAUGGUGCACAAGAAUCUGAUGAACAAUGUUGUAACUCGUGUGAAGAUGUCCGUGAAGCAUACAGGAAAAAAGGUUGGGGUGUAUCUAAUCCAGAUUUGCUUGAUCAGUGUAAAAGAGAGGGCUUCCUUCAAAGUAUAAAGGAUGAAGAAGGUGAAGGAUGCAAUAUUUAUGGCUUCAUUGAAGUUAACAAGGUUGCUGGGAAUUUCCACUUUGCUCCAGGGAAAAGCUUUCAGCAGUCAAAUGUGCAUGUUCAUGACUUGCUUCCGUUCCAGAAGGACAGCUUCAAUGUCAGCCAUAAGAUUAACAAAUUAAGUUUUGGAGAAUACUUUCCUGGCGUUAUUAAUCCCCUUGAUGGGGUGCAAUGGGUGCAGCAUUCUUCAUAUGGAAUGUAUCAAUACUUCAUCAAGGUUGUUCCCACUGUCUACACUGACAUAAAUGAACACAUCAUUCUCUCAAAUCAGUUCUCUGUGACGGAACAUUUUAGAAGUAGUGAGAGUGGUCGGAUACAAGCUCUUCCUGGCGUGUUUUUCUUUUACGACCUUUCGCCAAUUAAGGUCACAUUCACGAAGCAACAUGUGUCGUUUCUACACUUCUUAACUAAUGUUUGCGCUAUUGUUGGAGGUGUGUUCACUGUUUCUGGAAUCGUAGAUUCAUUUGUAUACCAUGGCCAGAGAGCAAUCAAGAAGAAGAUGGAAAUCGGCAAAUUCAACUGAGUCUUGAAUGUUGCCUUCGUACUGCUGCCCUCAAUUCCAUUUCCAGGGCUUCCGUUAGAAGAACUCUAGCUGCAGUAGAUAGCAAGUCUGCUCCAAGUUCCAGAAAUGGGUGAGCAGCAUUAAUAUAUUUUUUCCUUGUGGCUUUUACUCUGGAACUCUUGGCGCACUUGCAUAGAUUACACUUUACAAUCAAUUGCUCAUCAAAUAGCUCUCGGUGUGCUUGCCUUGCCUGCUUGCUUCCAGCAAAUAUACCAGCAAGCAAAAUGGUCAUCUGUAGUUCUGUACAAGUCGAUGCUGUUUCACUCAGGCAGACGGAACAUUUCAGAGGUGCUCAAUUUUGUGCGCUGUAGUCUAACAGGAAAACACUUUAUUUUUGUAAGUUGCAGGUGUUUGAAUCGCUGUAAAUCUUUGUUAGGGGCUCAGGCCUGUCUGUAGAUUUUGUUAUUUUUGUGGAACUAUGUUGUUAUGACAGGGUUUUUUUUUCCAGACAUUUGUAGCUUUUACAGAUCAGGUUCAAAAUGUAAAGACCAUUUUUCAAGCAAAGAAAGUUUAUCUUCUUUAA